Messenger RNA from Corythoichthys intestinalis (scribbled pipefish), 3703 nucleotides. It is a transcript of the gene polr3h, whose product is annotated as polymerase (RNA) III (DNA directed) polypeptide H. Gene Ontology annotation, cellular component: RNA polymerase III complex. Bases 434 to 1078 code for a protein of 214 amino acids. Gene Ontology annotation, molecular function: DNA-directed RNA polymerase activity; DNA binding. The transcript has 6 exons. Gene Ontology annotation, biological process: DNA-templated transcription; transcription initiation at RNA polymerase III promoter. NCBI's taxonomy places the organism in Eukaryota, Metazoa, Chordata, Actinopteri, Syngnathiformes, Syngnathidae. The record is from RefSeq and is a predicted model, not a curated record.
AAAGUUAGUAUAAGUAAAUACAGAUUUAUUUUGCAUUGAUCAUUUAGCCUAUCAAUUAAUUAGGUUCAUAUUUGUGAGAAAUGUAGCCCUGACCGGCGUUCAGCCAAUCUGUCAGUCAACGGCAUUGAUUAGGAUGCUGUACUAGCCGCGACGAGCCGCUGUCGUGGGUUGCGACAGCUGUCAAACAUUAAAAAAAACCCAUCACUGUACCUUUAAAUUUUCUGACGACAUGUCGUAAGCCGACCAGAACUGUCGUAAAACUCACGUACCAGUACCGCGUUUCGCAUCACGCUGUCACUAACGACAGUUUGGAGUUUGUUUUGGGAUACUUAUAUUAGAUGUCUUCGAUGGAUGAAAAAACAAAACGCUACUCAAUUCAUAUGUAGCUCGCACGCGACUAUUUUUACAUUGGGUUGCGGCACGUGUUUGCACCAUGUUUGUGUUGGUGGAGAUGGUAGACACGGUCAGGAUCCCUCCGUGGAGCUUUCAAAGACAGCUGAACGAAGCUGUGUCUGAGGAACUCAAUAAAAAACUGGCCAAUAAGGUGGUCUACAAUGUCGGUCUCUGCAUAUGCCUGUAUGACAUCACGAAACUGGAGGAUUCAUACAUUUUCCCGGGAGAUGGUGCAUCACACACAAAAGUGCAUUUCAGGUAUGUUGUUUUCCACCCGUUUCUGGAGGAAAUACUGGUCGGAAAGAUCAAGUACUGUAGUCAGGAAGGCGUUCACGUGACCAUGGGCUUCUUUGAUGACAUUCUUAUCCCACCAGAGUCUCUUCAGCAACCCACUAAAUUCGAUGAAGCCGAGCAAGUUUGGCUCUGGGAGUACGUGACAGAUGAGGGCGCGCACGACCUCUACAUGGACCAGGGAGAGGAGAUCCGUUUUCGAGUGUCCGAUGAGAUAUUUUUGGAUACGUCGCCAACGGGCCCGAUGAUUGACGCGACAGCACCUGCCCAACCUGGGCAGUCAUCGGCGCCCCCACCUGCGCAGGAUACUGGCGAUAAGAAAGAUGCGCCAUAUACUCUGAUAGGUACCAUUUCUGAGCCGGGACUAGGACUGCUAUCAUGGUGGAACAAUUAAAAGGAGCAAGAGGGGAUAUGGGUGAUCAUCAGGAAAGUCAAAAGGACAUGUGCAACAAAAGAACUUGAUUGAGUUCUACUCAAGCAUGAAGAGACUUGAAAUGGACGAAGGUGACAACACGCGGACGUGUCGCACAGAAGAACGACUUUUCAAGCAACAGGUUUAGUACAACUAUAUUUAUUAACGAAAGGAUCCAUGAUUUUGCCUUUUUAGUUUGUACCAUCUAAGAUUGGAUUGCAGUUCCCUAAUCAUUAAUUAUUGAGACACUAGGUCAAGUAAGAUUAAUAUUAUCAUUUUAAUGGUCAACAGUCAGACAAACUUUUUUUUGGGGGGGGGUCUCAUUUGAUUUAGACUGGGUGUGAGUCACCAACAUUUCUUUACGAUUGACUACUUUAAUCAUGUUUGGCUGCGUCGACCCUAAUAUGUGCUUAAUCAUGUAACAACUUGAUCAAAUUGUUAUCUGUGGGUAAUGUGUUUAGUGUAGGAUAUCCGAUGAAAACUCAUAGAAGCUAAAUUUCACUCACAAACAUGCUUUUCUGCAAUGUUAUUUACUGAUUUUUUUUUUUUUAAGUUCUGAAAGACCUUCAUAUCUCCUUAACACCAGGACCAUCAGUGUGAUUAUUGUGAUUUGUCAUUUUUGUGGUGGCAGGAAGCAAUGAGGGAUUAGAGACAAGCCUUUAAAUCCUACAAGGACAUAUAAAUGUAUACACAAAACGUGUUUCAUGUGACCGCUCUGAGAUUAUUGGGUGCUUGGCUUGAUUGUUUACUAAAACUAGGUCAUGUGGUUUUGAAAUUUUUUUUUUAAAAAAUACAAUAAAUGCUGUACAUAAAAAUCUGUUAAAAAGGAUGGCUUUCAUGUGACUUCCUCUUGUUGAAUCAAAGAAAAAAAAUCCUCAUGUUCAGAAAUUUCUGCUGCAGACUUAAGUACUGUACUAUCCAACUGUUUUCCUAUUUUAAACUUUAGACAUUUACAUUCAAAUUUUUGUAAUAAAAAUGUGCUCUACAGAUGCCCUUUGUUCACAGCUUUUUAUAGUAGAUAUCACUAAUUGUUGAGUUCAUCGGUUUCUUGGUCGAACGUUGUUCUGAAAUGACACGCAACUUAUAGACAGUACGUUUUAAGUAGGUUUGAUUGAAAAUUCAACAGAAUUGGAUCUAGAACACUUUUAACUCAUUGACAGCACGAGACGUCCAAUUUAUUUUGAUUGGGAGGGGCAAAUCAGUGAAAAUAUAUUGGAAGUCUAGCGCCAUUGUUGGUAGGGGUGGGAACCUCUGGGUAGCUCACGAUACGAUACAAUUUGCAAUACAAGGCUCAAGAUAAUGAUCUCACGAUAUGGCGAUACAUUUAUCGAUACAUCGGUCAGGAAAUUAUUCUACAAUACAACUAAUAAACAGAAAAACAAGCCAUCAGGCAUCUAUGGUGGACAAUGGCAACCCAGGAUUUUAUUUUUGGGGCAUUUAACAUAAUUUGCUGUUCAUUAUCAGUCACUACCUGUUGAUUUGAUUUUGGGUUAUGGAACAGGAAAUAACCCAGGAACGAACUGGCAGUGACUCAAAUUUAAUAGGAAGUGACCUGCAAAGGCCCCAAAAUCAACACAAUGUUCAUUUUAGUGUAUUUACAGGUAACAUCCGGGUGAUUUUGGUACAUUUAUGGGUCACUUAUGGUUGAUUUUUGAUUACGGAACAGGAAUUGACAUGGGAACAAAUAGGCAGCGACUCAGGGGCCGUUUACAUGGUGACUCUCCGAGAAGACGAAAAUUUCAUGUUUGCAUUUAUAUGGGCCCGUCUCCAUUCGAACAAUGUUGCAAUUCCGCAAGAAAACAAUGUAGUAUUCAUGCCAGGCCCUAGGGGGCAGUGCAGAUUUACAAGGCGACAGCGAAUGAUGCACUUUGACCCCACCAAUGUUCCUCAGCCCGGAAAAAAAUAUGCCCGCGCACUCGAAGCAAUGGCAUUUUUCUUUUGUUGAAAAAGGCACAAAAAUGGAAACAUUCAACAUAUUUCAUUCAAAAAUAUUAUUAAAACAGUAAAUUAAAGCCGACAUUCCGCCAUAUUUGCUGUUUUUAAUGUUUAGUAGCAGCGCUGCGCACUCCCAAUGUGACGUGUACGAGUGCUGACGUUAUUGGCGCGGUGUCGCGCCGCGGGAGCCUUUGAUAUGCAUGCAGGGAUAGCCCCCCCUCGAUCCCCUGCAAUCGAAUUUUUCCACUUUGGAGGCAGGAUUCACAAUUUUUCAUCUUCGCCGACACCAUAUGCACGCGAGGCAACUCCGCAACACAGUCAUUGCGUCUCCGUGUCGCAGAGUCGCCAUGUAAACUGCCCCUCAAAUUCAACAGGAAGCGACCUGUAAAUGCACUAAAACAAAGUGAACAGUAAAUGCUACAAAAAACAGAAAAACUGGCUGCGAAUGCUCAGUAUGGUCAUUCGCCCCUCCCAAUCUAAAUAAAAACGAUAUAUCGAUUCUUGGCAGGAGUAUAUCGAUAACCUUUUGGGAUACAAAGUAUCAUGAUGUAUCACCAUUUCGAUAUUUUAUCACACCUCUAAUUAAUUGUGCUAAAAUAUGAGCAUUCCUAAAGUUGCAAUGGUUUAAAUGACUUUUAUUGUUGUCAAUGGCAGGCAAUAAACACUCAAUGA